Colossoma macropomum (tambaqui) is the source of this 5557-nucleotide messenger RNA. It is a transcript of the gene nrp1a, whose product is annotated as neuropilin 1a. Gene Ontology annotation, molecular function: semaphorin receptor activity; vascular endothelial growth factor receptor activity. Bases 634 to 3408 code for a protein of 924 amino acids. The transcript has 17 exons. Gene Ontology annotation, cellular component: membrane. NCBI's taxonomy places the organism in Eukaryota, Metazoa, Chordata, Actinopteri, Characiformes, Serrasalmidae. Gene Ontology annotation, biological process: angiogenesis; vascular endothelial growth factor signaling pathway; axon guidance. The record is from RefSeq and is a predicted model, not a curated record.
UGUUUAAGUCUCCGCUCUCUGCUGAAUUUUCACUACAUCUCUGUCUGUCUCUGUCUCUGCUGCCGCACCGCGAGUCUUAAACAGCGCUCACUCUCUCACACACUCAUUCUCCAACAGGAGCGCGGUGGAGCUUCAUCUCCCUCCUGCUCUCUCACACUCCCCCUCUCUCUCUCACUCUGUCUCUCUCUCUGGUUCUACUGUGGAGGAUUAAACGGAGUCGGAUCGAGACUUAUUUUGUUUUAUCUGUGUGUGUUUGUGUGUGUGUUUAUUUCCUCACCAGGCUGUGUGAGUGCGUGUGUGUGAGUGUGUAUGUGUGUGUGAGGGACAUGGCAGCCCCGACGCUGGAGAGAGGAGCUCGGCUGGAUGGAGCGAAGGCAGAGAGGAGCUGAACGGCAGGAUGAGAAAGAAAUGAGAGAAACCUGAAACACACGCACGCGCUGCGCUCAUACUCACGACCCCUGUGGAAAGGGGAGUUUUUAUUUUUGUAAUUUUUUUUUUUACUCUUUUUUGGUCUCGUCUAAAACGGCGAAGAGUGAAGAGGAAUAUUUACCACUGGGAGAUUUUUGUUUUUGUUUUUUUCGUUUUUGGGGACAGUGUUUGGUCCAGCUCUGACUCGCCGUAAGCGAACCGAGGAUGCGUUGUUGUGGAUUAGCGCUGGUGCUCUUACCGGGAGUCUUGGUGAUCGUGAGGGCUUUCAAAAACGAUAAAUGUGGCGAGAACAUCAGGAUCACGAGCGCCAACUACCUGACCUCCCCCGGCUACCCAGUCUCAUACUACCCUUCGCAGAAGUGUGUGUGGGUGAUCACGGCGCCGGGAGCCCACCAGCGGAUCCUCAUCAACUUCAACCCUCACUUCGACCUGGAGGACCGCGAGUGCAAGUAUGACUAUGUGGAAGUGAGGGAUGGUGUGGAUGAGACGGGGCAGCUGGUGGGGAAGUACUGUGGGAAGAUUGCACCCUCGCCUGUGGUCUCCUCUGGGAACCAGCUCUUCAUCAAGUUUGUGUCGGACUAUGAGACGCACGGCGCGGGCUUCUCCAUCCGUUACGAAAUUUUCAAAACCGGCCCAGAAUGCUCAAGAAACUUCACCUCUAAAAGUGGAAUCAUCAAGUCUCCGGGUUUCCCUGAGAAAUACCCCAACAACCUGGACUGCACCUUUAUGAUCUUCGCCCCCAAGAUGUCGGAGAUCAUCCUGGAGUUCGAGAGCUUUGAGCUGGAGCCUGAUACACAGCCUCCCGCAGGGGUCUUCUGCCGUUACGACCGCCUGGAGAUCUGGGACGGUUUCCCUGGAGUGGGUCCAUACAUAGGCCGGUACUGUGGGCAGAACACUCCAGGCAGAGUCAUCUCCUACACCGGUAUCUUGGCCUUGACAAUCAACACAGACAGCGCUAUCGCUAAGGAAGGUUUCUCUGCUAACUUCACUGUAGUGGAGCGGACUGUUCCUGAAGACUUUGACUGCAUGGAGCCAUUGGGUAUAGAGUCUGGUGAGAUCCCCUCAGACCAAAUUGUGGCCUCAUCGCAGUACAAUGCCAACUGGUCUCCAGAACGUUCUAGACUCAACAACAAUGAAAAUGGCUGGACCCCACUGGAGGACUCCACCAAGGAGUGGAUUCAGGUUGAUCUGGGUUUCCUACGCUUUGUCUCAGCUAUCGGAACACAGGGUGCUAUCUCUCAGGAGACCAAGAAGAAGUACUUCGUGAAGUCCUACAAAGUGGAUGUGAGCUCCAACGGUGAAGACUGGAUCACUCUGAAGGAAGGCCCUAAACAGAAGGUUUUCCAGGGCAACACUAACCCUACGGAUGUGGCCAAGACCUUGCUGCCCAAGCCCACACUGACGCGCUUCAUCAGGAUCAGACCCUUCACCUGGGAAACGGGCAUCGCAUUACGCUUUGAGGUUUACGGCUGCAAGAUUUCAGAGUAUCCAUGUUCUGGCAUGCUGGGCAUGGUCUCCGGCCUCAUCACAGAUGACCAGAUCACUGUCUCCUCUCAUACUGACCGCAGCUGGGUACCGGAGAACGCCCGUCUGCUAACCAGCCGCUCAGGCUGGACAUUGCUGCCCCAGCCGCAGCCCUACACUGACGAGUGGCUCCAGGUGGACCUAGGUCAAGAGAAGCUGGUCCGUGGACUCAUAAUCCAGGGAGGCAAAUAUCGUGAGAACAAAGUCUUCAUGAAGAAGUUCCGCUUGGGCUACAGCAACAACGGCUCCGACUGGAAGAUGGUGAUGGAGGCUAACGGCAACAAACCCAAGCUUUUCGAGGGGAAUAUGAACUACGAUACGCCAGUGUUGAGAACAGUGGAGCCCAUCUUGACGCGGUUUGUUAGGGUGUACCCAGAAAGAGCUACGCCGGCAGGCAUGGGGUUGAGACUAGAACUCCUGGGCUGUGAGAUUGAAGCGCCCACCAUGCCCCCCACCACGCCCGCUCCUCCCACCACCCCGUCAGACGAGUGUGAUGAUGAGCAGGCCAACUGUCACAGUGGAACAGGUGAUGACUACGACCAGACAGGUGGAACUACUAUGCCCGAGACCACUACAGGGCUGGGCACCAUACCAGCAUUCCUCUGGUUUGCUUGUGACUUUGGCUGGGCGAGUGACCCUUCGUUCUGUGGCUGGACGUCCGAGGAAACAGGCUACAAAUGGCAGAUCCAGUCUAGCGGCACUCCAACACUCAACACUGGCCCCAACAUGGACCACACAGGCGGCUCUGGGAAUUUUAUCUAUACACUGGCGACUGGAGCGCAGGAGACAGAGGUGGCCCGACUUGUGAGUCCAGCAGUGACCAGCCAGGACUCAGACCUGUGUAUGUCAUUCUGGUACCACAUGUUUGGCUCGCACAUCGGCACACUGCACAUCAAGCUGCGAAAGGAGAGCAGCCAGACUGUGGCUGACGUGCUGCUGUGGACGGUCAGCGGUCACCAGGGCAACCGCUGGAGAGAAGGCCGUGUGCCUAUACCACACUCAAGCAAUCCCUACCAGGUGGUGAUAGAGGGUGUGGUGGAGAGGAAAAGCUGGGGUGACAUUGCUGUAGAUGACAUUAAAAUCUUAGACAAUCUCAACAUGGCUGACUGCAAAGACCCAGAUGUUCCUACAGAACCCAUGCAGCCUGAGGAUAACUUCAAUGAGAUCAUUGUCGACAUCACAGAUUUUCCAGAGAGCGUGGAGAACACCGAGAUCACCGGAGCAGGGAACAUGCUGAAGACUCUGGACCCCAUCCUGAUCACCAUCAUCGCCAUGAGCGCGCUGGGGGUCUUCCUGGGGGCCAUCUGUGGUGUGGUGCUCUACUGCGCCUGCUCGCACGGCGGCAUGGCCGACAGAAACUUAUCAGCUCUGGAGAACUAUAACUUUGAGCUGGUGGAUGGUGUGAAGCUAAAGAAGGACAAGCUAAACUCACAGAACUCAUACUCAGAGGCAUGAGGCGCCAACCAAUGAGAGAAAACCUCUCCUCAGGGGCAGGGGGCGGGCUAAAAUGGACUGCCGCCGCCCUUCCAUUGAAGGAGGACAAGGCUCUGAGGUUCUGGGAACCAAUUUGGGAGGAGAACUUGGACUGAGCCAUGCUUUUCUCAGGAGCUGCAGUGACAGAACCUACCAGUAGGGGGACACUGUGUACAAAACAUUGAAUAUGAGGAUUAAGAAAAUGAAACAAAAGAAAUAUGUACAGAUGAUUUAGAUGAUUAUUUUAAUUUUUUAUUUUAUUAUUUUGUAUUAUUUUUAGUUGCUCAUUUCUACAAUCGGAUGCUGGUGUUGAGACCAAUAUAUGAAAAAUGUUAUACGUAUUUAUCUUUUUUUUUUCUUUUGUCUGGGAGGAAAAAAUCUAAUCAAUUUUUUUAAAAAUGUUGUUGUUUUUUGUGUUUAAAGGAGAUGUGUAACAAGAAAAAUCCCAAAUGAACCAUGGCUGAUAACGGUGGGGGUGUUCGGCCCACGGUGGAACAAGUAUAUGGUUUGGAUUUGUUGGAUUUCAGCUGUGGUUCAGUCAGUGCCUUUGGUACAUCUUUUUUGGCCUCCUCUGUUGAUUUUAUACAUCCCUUUAGUUCUGGAACAAACAAACAAAAGAAAGAAAGAAGGAAAGAAAGAAAAAAAAAACGGAAUAUGUUGGUCACAUCUGCAAAACAUGACCCGGUUUAUUCAUUGCGCUUUAAUGUUGAGAGCUCACAUAUUGUACAUACGUUUUAAUAUAUUUUAUUGCCCUUUUCGAAGAAAACAAGUAAAAGGACAAAAAAGAAGCUGCAGUAUCCCUUUUUUCUUUGGUUGUGUGUUGUAAAUACAAUCGUCCGACUGUUUUGUGAAAGUGAAAAACGUGUGCUAUUUCCGUCCUGUUGGGUUAUUUUGCCACCCUCCCCAGAGAUGCAGCUCAUAUAAAUGUAAAAACUGGUGGUUUGACAAAUCCAGUGCUCAUACUUACAUGCACACAGACACAGUGACACUCAUUCUCAGACAAGACUCUUCUGAUGAACCUCUCUGUGCACAUUUUCCAUGGAACAUUACUGAUGUUCAUCCUUAAAUGUUUAUACUUUGUUCUACCUUAGCCUGGAUAUUGUAAACGUUCAUAGACAACAAGGUCUGUUAUUAGACCCAGUGGAAUCUCGAGGAGGGAAAAGCAGGCCUAACUCUGAUCUCUGUUUAUGUCUCUCUUUAUAACUCUCUGAUCAAGUUCUGGAUGUCUGUCAGCAUACCAAAAAAAGAACAACAAGCUCAUCAUCGCCUUGCGUUUGUCUGAAAUAAGCUGCCACCUGCUCCACCCCCAGUUCUGCCCCCUCUUCAAAGUGCUUCUUACGCCGUCCUCUCACCUCAAACGCACUUUGUCGUCAACUUCGGGCUACGCGUCUUGAAUGAGACUCACGAAUGUGGGGGUGCCUAAAGAAUGGUGCUAUUUUCUUCAUUGUAGCGCAUCUCCCAUCGCUGGCCUCAUGUUCAGAACUGCUAUCUCAUGCUCUUGUGUCUUCGCUGAUGUCGCACCUGGUACAGAGAGGUUGACUGGUCUGACGGAGGCUGAGUGGUCACCUGGUCGGCCUUGCGUUUGAUGUCAUAGCCUUGUGUCUGUACCAAAGGACUGUCACCCCGAAUUAAAGGGGGCCACACUGUCCACUAUACAUGCACCACCUACAAGGACCCAUCUCAUCUUUAGCAAUUCUGAUGAUGCACUGGACUUCAGGAAGAGACCACACUAAAGACUUACUGCUGAUACAGAAUAUGAAACGUGAAAUAUCGUAUGCUGGGCCGCCAUUCGCCAUCAUUUUGUCACUUGCAUUGGCAAAAGAGCACUGGUCAUCUUUUACGAGCAAAUCCCUAAAACCUAAGAGCGUCAUACCACAUGUAGUAUAACCAACAAGGCUCCACCAUCCCCACCCACUGGCUCAUGUUUUUAAGGUUUCUAGGUAUGUUUAUGUGCUGUGUUGUGUUCUGUGGCAAAGAAACACUCAUUCUCUCUUCAUUUCCCUCCAGUAGUUUCCAGAUUCAAGCCCAUGAACCCAUUUCUCAAUGCUACAUGUGAGUCGGCUGAAGUUAGAGGGACGAGCUUCAGUAAGGUUUCAUGAAGAAAGCAUACUGUAGCGUCAAGAAAAAAAAA